Paramecium sonneborni is the source of this 856-nucleotide messenger RNA. The record is from the annotation of a GenBank genome assembly. Lineage: Eukaryota; Ciliophora; Oligohymenophorea; Peniculida; Parameciidae.
AUGUAUGAAGAUUAUGAUUUUUCUAAGGAUGAAAAGUGGAAUCAAUUUAUUUAAUAGGUUGAUGAAUCUAUGUAAUAUAAAUAUUAUAUAUUAGAUCUAAGGACAGAUUGGAAUAUUUAAAAUAAAUUUGGUAUAAAGAAAAUGUGAAUAAAAAACAUUCAAUAGACAAUAAUAAAAUAUCAAAUGUUAAAGAAGAAUCUAAAUUGCCAUAUUACAUAUACAGUACUGAGAAUAUAUUUAAAAUGUCAUUUAUGCUUUUAUUAUUCAUGUAAGGUGUAGCAUAGAUAUUUGGAUAUCUUUUCAAUUUUUUAGCUUUGUAAAGACAAAUAAGAAAUACUAAAAUUUAAUAAAAGAGAUAAUAUGUAAAACUAUUGAUAAAUAAUGAAUUCUUUCAUAACUUGGUGUAUUUAUUCUUAUUUCAUUUUUUUGAAAGAAUGCACAAUAUAUUAAUGUACAGUCCUAUUCUCAUGCACUCAUGGGUAGGAAUAUCAGAAUUUUUAUUUCUUCAUCAUAAAUCAAUCUAUGAAAGUAGAAAAUUUGUAUUAUAUAUAGUAUAGGAAUGUAAAGGUAUAUAGAUAAAACUAAACAAAAUAAGGAACUUAUUCUGAUACAAAAAUAAAAAGUAGAAAUAACUUUAUUUCCUGUGCUUUUGUUUGCAAAACUUUUUUUUGAAAUUGGAAAUUGGGUUUUAGUAAUUUUAUAUCUUGUUUUCCUUAAAAUGAAAUACCAUACAAAUAAUAGAUCUAAAGUUGCUUGGGUGUAAAUUGAUUAUUUUGUCGAAUCUAAAUUACCAAUUUUUAUAGUGCCUGCAUAUAGACAAAUUAGAUAAAUAGCUGUACAUUUAUUUUUAGAUUGA